UGAAAUUGUGAUAAAACCCUUGUCUGUCUGUCUUUGCCCUUAAACCCUUCAAACUCCCUCCCCCAUUUAUACUACAAAAACAAAAUACAAAAAGGCAAGUGGGAAAGAGGCUUUAAAGCUGAACACCAACGCCACCAGACUUUCUCCCAAUCUUUGGCCGUCUCUAUAGGAGUAAUUAUUAGAUGGGGAAGCUAGGGAAGAAAGCGAGGAAAUUUGCCAAGAAGAAUCUUCAGUCAGUUCUGAGAGACCGUCGCAAAAAGAAAGCUUUACUCAAAAAAAGAUAUUCUUCCAAAAAUGGGCAGAGUAACGUUGAAGACCAAAAAAAGCCAGUACACCACUCUAAUGAAAGAAACACUGAAGUUGAGCCUUUUGAAGACUUGCCUCUUGAUGCACCAUUCACGGAAAAUGACAGCGAUGUUGCCGAUUUUUCAGACAGUGAUGGAUACCUUUCAGAGGAUAUAAGCUAUGAAAAUGGAACAGAUAGUGAGCCUGGGAAACUUUUAGAAGGUGACAAAUGUACUAGUGAAUUGAUGACGCAGAAUAUGAAAAUUCAGGAAGAUCUUGCUUUACAAAAGAGAAAGCUGGAAAGGCUGAAGAGGAAGCAUCCAAGUUUCUCUAAGUUCUUAGAAAAGCACAAGAAGGACAUUGAAGCAAUGCAAAAUGGAGAAGUGUUCUCAGAUGAGGAUGAGACAAGUAAUCCUGGAAGAGACUCAGUAACUGAAGACAACCAGGGUAAAAUAAAGGGAAGAGUGCUGACAGUAUCUACCAUUAGUUCUUGGUGUCGACUGAUCAAAGAAGAGAACAAGGAGGCAGCAUUUGUUUGUGUAUUAAAUGCUUAUCGAGCAGCAUGUUACUAUGGUGCUGAGUCCAUUGGCUUAAAGUUUCAGAAUGCUGAGACAUUCUGCAGCUUAGUAAUGUCUGUUCUUUCCGAGGCAGAUAAUAUACUUCGGGGACUUUUGGGGCUAUCAUCCUCCAGUUACAAGAAAGAAGCAAUAUUAGAGCUGAAGGAUACCCCACAAUGGGUUAAUGUGAAACCUCAAAUGAAGUCUUACUUAAGGAGUACAUUAUCUUUGUUGGAUCAGGUUACUGAUUCAGAAAUUCUGGGUUUCGCUUUGACUCGAUUCAGGGCUUCUUUACCAUUCUUUGCUGCUUUCCCCUAUCUUUUACCGAGGCUCAUUAAGACGACCGUACAUUUGUGGGCUACAGGUGGUGGGAUGUUAUCAUCAGCAUCUUUUUCUAUCAUAUGGGAUGUCGCCUCUCUAUUUACAACUGAUUGUUUUGACACUUGCUUAGCCAAAGCUUUUGUGGGUUAUCUUGCUCAGUCAAGAGCUACAGAAAUUGUCAAUAACAAACAUUUGCAGUUCCUAAGAAAUUCCUUAGUUGACUUGUGCUCCCUAGAUGUUCAAAAAUCAUUAUCUAAAGCCACAGUGUCUGUCCGUCAGCUUGCCAAAAUAUUGCAGUGGGGCUUGCGUACUAAGAAAAAGGAAGCUCUUCAAAGGAUCUGCAGUUGGGAGUACAUCAGUUGUAUUAAUCUCUGGGUUGGUUUUAUAGCAGUCAAUAUACGGGAUUAUGAUCUUCAGCCCUUUUCCGUCACCAUGGUUCAACUUAUAAAUGGAGUGGUGGGCCUUUUUCCUGGACCAAGAUAUUUCCCUUUGAGACUCAAUUGCAUUCGAUGGCUUAAUGAUUUGUCUAAUUCUACGGGAGUUUUCAUCCCUAUUGCUUCAUUUGUGUUGGAUGUUUUGGAAUACAAAAUAGUCAGAGGGGGUGGAAAAGCUGGACCUGCUCUCUUCUUUCAGUCCGUUCUAAAGUUGCCAAAGAAUUGCUUAAAGUCUCAAACAUUCCAAGACGAAUGCAUUACAUCUGCAAUUGAACAACUAUCAUCACACUUUUUACAAUGGAGCUACCACAUUUCUUUCCCUGACUUAGCAACUAUUCCACUCAUCCAUCUGAAAAAGUUUUAUGAGUCAAAGACAAAGGAAAGUCUACGGCGUGCGGUAAAACAUUUGAUUGAGCAGGUGGAGAAAAAUGUCGAUUUUGUGCAGAAGAAAAGAGAUGAGGUUGCGUUUUCACCAAAUGAUCAUCAAUCUGUUGAAGCAUUUCUUCAGUUUGAGAAGUCCAGUCUCAGUUCUCCAUUCACUCAGUACUACAGAAGUGUACUUGAAAAAGCUGCUCUAAGGGGCUCGCAUAAGAACGACAAGAUCAGUUUGCCAAGACAAGAGAAAUCAAAGCGUAAAAGAGAGCAGCCCCUAAACAAUGCAGCGGAUGAAAGUUUGAUUAAUGGUUCAGGCCACAAGGAUCUGGAUACUGCUAAUGGAACAAAGAAGCGGGUCAAAAGACGAGCUCUCAAGGCAUAAUCGUUGUACCAGUUUUUUUUGCUAUAGGUUUUGAUAAUUUUCUAAUUGGCCCUAGCAGGUUGAAAUUUUGAGCGUCGAUCUUUUCUCCCAACGUACAUGUUAAGAUAUUCUUCAGCUGGGUAAAGAUCAAUUUUCGUGUUACUUAUUGUUCAAAAAGGAAAAUAGAGAAGACUUUGCUCCUUUCGAGGCGCUUGAAUCGUUGAUUCCGGUAUUUAUUUUUCUCAUUUUUGUAAUUCCAAGUUCAAUCAAAUUAGAUGUUUUCAAUGUGACACUGUUUUUCAAGGAUUCUAAUGUGAGGAAUGUUUUGCUUCUCUUGUAUUAA
Messenger RNA from Lycium barbarum (goji berry), 2676 nucleotides. Its product is annotated as protein REBELOTE. The transcript has 14 exons. Gene Ontology annotation, cellular component: nucleoplasm; Noc2p-Noc3p complex; Noc1p-Noc2p complex. Gene Ontology annotation, biological process: ribosomal large subunit biogenesis. The record is from RefSeq and is a predicted model, not a curated record. Bases 183 to 2354 code for a protein of 723 amino acids. NCBI's taxonomy places the organism in Eukaryota, Viridiplantae, Streptophyta, Magnoliopsida, Solanales, Solanaceae.